Molecule: messenger RNA, 1184 nt
Organism: Raphanus sativus (radish)
Lineage: Eukaryota; Viridiplantae; Streptophyta; Magnoliopsida; Brassicales; Brassicaceae
Product: shikimate kinase 2, chloroplastic
Exons: 11
Coding region: 160-1044 (294 amino acids)
Cellular component (GO): chloroplast
Molecular function (GO): shikimate kinase activity
Source: RefSeq, a predicted model, not a curated record
CAACCCCGUUACAUAUUUAUUUAUAUCGUUUAAUUAUAUUAAGAACGAGGACUGAGGAUUAAAUAAAGAAAGAAGGAAGACCGUAAGUGUAGAGAAGAGAGAGAGAGAGAGAGAGAGCCUCUGCAUCUCGUGUUUGCUCCGCCGUCAGGGGAAAAGAAUAUGGAAGCUGUUCAGAGGUUUCACUACUCCGCACCAUGUAUUGAUUGGAGAAAUUUUGAAGGGAAACCUCGUGGUUCUCUACGUUACUCUCAGCUAGGGCGAAUCAAAGAGAAUAAAAGGCUUAUAGCUCAUUUGAAACCUGACAAAAGAAGGGAUCUUCGACAAAGAUCCGUUUCGGACAAGAACUCCUCAGCAUUGUUGGAAACUGGAAAUAUUCUUCAUUCACCAUUUGAUGAAGAACUUGUUUUGAAGAGAAAAGCUGAAGAGGUCAAACCGUAUUUAAAUGGACGAUCUAUGUAUCUUGUUGGAAUGAUGGGUUCCGGGAAGACGACAGUAGGAAAGAUCAUGGCAAGAGCACUUGGUUAUUCCUUCUUUGAUUGUGAUACAUUGAUCGAGGAGGCGAUGAAUGGAACUUCUGUAACUGAGAUAUUUGAGCAUUUCGGUGAGAGUGUCUUCAGAGAGAAAGAGACGGAGGCACUAAAGAAGCUCUCUCUGAUGUACCACCAAGUUGUUGUGUCAACAGGUGGAGGUGCGGUUAUAAGACCCAUUAACUGGAAGUACAUGCAUAAAGGUAUUAGCAUUUGGCUUGAUGUUCCCUUAGAAGCCUUAGCGCAAAGAAUUGCUGCUGUGGGAACUAAUUCAAGACCAUUGUUACAUGAUGAUCAGUCAGGAGGAGACCCAUACACAGUGGCUUUAAACCGUCUUUCAACUAUAUGGGAAGCACGUGGUGAAGCAUACACAAACGCAAGCGCGAGAGUCUCUUUGGAGAAUAUCACAUCAAAGAUCGGGUACAGAAACGUGUCAGAUCUUACCCCAGCUGAAAUCGCCAUUGAGGCCUUUGAGCAAGUUCAGUGCUUUCUAAAGGAAGAGGACUGUAUGGCUUAGUCUGGAUGGCUUCUAUUUGGAGCCGGUUAUGUUUCCCCACGACAUCUCACCAGUUUUACGUGUUCUUGUUCAGUUUGUUAGUUUUGAUGACUGCUGUGUACAGUUUUUUUAUAUGAUUGAAUAAUACUCUGUUUCUUUGA